This is a messenger RNA of Mangifera indica (mango), 2835 nucleotides long. RefSeq names its product disease resistance protein At4g27190-like. Bases 1 to 2835 code for a protein of 944 amino acids. The transcript is spliced from 2 exons. NCBI's taxonomy places the organism in Eukaryota, Viridiplantae, Streptophyta, Magnoliopsida, Sapindales, Anacardiaceae. The record is from RefSeq and is a predicted model, not a curated record. Gene Ontology annotation, molecular function: ATP hydrolysis activity; ADP binding.
AUGCUGGAAACGCAUUCUGCUACCCCUCUCCUAUCCCGCACUGAUUGGAUCAGGAAUCAGUCUAGUUAUUUGCACAACUACAACACCAAGUUUGAGAAUCUCAAGGCACAAUUUGAGAAACUUACCCUUGUCAGACAGCGUGUGCUGCAUAAUAUUGAGGUUGCUAGAAGAAAUGGAGAAGAGAUUGAUGAGGACUUUCAAGAGUGGAUGAUUAAUGUCGACAAGCUCAUCGAAAACGCAGUUAAGAUUUUUUUAGACGAACGGAAAGGAAAGAAGAGAUGUUUCGGGGGGUUAUGUCCUAAUUUGGGAACCCGGCAUCAGCUUAGCAAGAAAGCAGCUAACGAAGUUAAGUCUAUGGUUUUACUAUUGUCUCAAGGAGAAAAAUUCCAUGAAAUCUCCUCCCGUACCAUUCCAGAGGACAUUUCCAGCUUGGUUACUUCAAGCCAAAAUCCCUUUAUUUCUUUGCGGAACUACAACAGAUACUAUGAGAAACUUGUUACUGAAGUUGAGAAGCUGAUGGAUGACAGGGAGCGUGUGCAGCGUUUGAUAGAGGUUUCUAGAAGAAACGGAGAAUCGAUUUAUGAAGAUGUUUCGAAGUGGAUGAUGAGUGUUGGAGAGCUUGUUGAUGAUACAAGAAGGACUUUUGAAGCCUUUAAGCAGAAAGAAAAUGGCCGAUGUUUCAUCGGGUUGUAUCCUGGUCUGAAAGCCCGUUACAAUCUCGGCAACAAAGCAGUGAGGCAACUGAGGGCUGUUGCUGAACUCCGGGGAGAAGUGUUCGAUAGAGUUUCUUACACUAUCAUUCCACCCAACGUAUGGCAUACUUCUACCAAAGUUUACGAGAAUUUUGGAUCAAGAAUGUCCACUUUGCAGGGUCUGUACAACACAUUAAAGGAUCCUAAUAUCAACAUAGUUGGGGUGCAUGGAAUGGGUGGCAUUGGCAAGACUGUGUUAGUGAAGCAAUUAGCAGCUCGAGCCGAGAGAGAUAAGCUCUUUGAUGUUGUGAUUUUUGCAGAGGUAACUUCAAGACCAAACAUAAAAAAGAUUCAAGGAGACAUUGCAGAUCAUCUGGGUCUGAUGUUCCGUCAGGAGGGUGAAGGGGAAAGAGCACUCAGGCUAAUUGAUCGAUUGAUGCUAGAGAAGACCGUUGUUGUAAUAUUAGAUGAUAUCUGGACAAGUUUUAAUUUGAGGAGAGUUGGAGUUCCUGUGGGAGACGAUCAUGAGAUGUGUAAACUACUGCUAACAUCAAGAGAUGGUGAUGUAUUAAGCCAAAUAGGUUCUCAGCGGAAUUUUUUUGUUGAUGUUUUAGAUGAAGAAGAAAAUUUUGAUCUCUUUGAGAAAAUAGCAGGUGAUUCUGCUGAAAACCUGGAGUUGCAGCCCUUAGCAUUUAACAUAGCCAAGGCAUCUGGAGGCUUGCCUCUUGCCGUUUCUUCAAUUGCAACUGCAUUGAGACGCAAGGACAUAGCUACAUGGCGCAAUACAUUGCGAAGUUUGGGACAGCCAUUAUUGAAUAACUUCAGUGGGAUACUUGCGGAAGUUUACUCAAGUAUAGAGUUGAGUUAUAAUCUUUUGAAAGGUGAGGAACUCAAGUCAACUUUUUUGCUUUGUAGUCCGAUGAAGUAUUCUGGUGAUAUUUCCAUCAUGGGAUUGUUAAAAUAUGGAAUGGGUUUGGGUUUAUUUAAAGAAAUUUCUAGUGUGGAAGAAGCACGAAAUAGAGUAUAUACAUUGAUUCACGAACUCAAAUGCUGUUGUUUGCUACUCGAUGGUCAUUCCAAUGAAUGGUUUUCUAUUCAUGAUAUUGUUCUUCUUGUUGCCAUAACAAUUGCAUCUAGAGAUCAACAUGCAUUUACACUGAGAAAUGGGGCUAUAGAUUGGCUAGAUAAGGGUGCACUUAGAAAAUGCCAGGCAAUCUUCAUAUUGGACAGUAAUAUUACAGAGCUUCCUGAAGGUUUGGAAUGUCCACAACUCAGUUUUUUCUAUCUUCUUGCUCAAAAUUCAAUUAUGAAAAUUCCAGACAGUUUUUUCAGUAGAAUGACACAACUCACUGUUCUAAACUUGACUAAAAUGCACUUAUCACCAUUACCUUUCUCACUUUGUAUCUUAGUAAACCUUCGGACAUUGUGUUUGGAUCAGUGCAUACUGGGAAAUAUAGCUGGUAUUGGAGACUUGAAGAACCUAGAAAUCCUCAGCUUAUCACAUUCUGAUAUUAAGUUUUUGCCUAAAGAUAUAGGUCAGUUGACUCAGUUGAGGAUGUUAGAUAUGAGUGGUUGUUCCAAACUAGAAGUUAUUUCACCAAAUGUUAUAUCAAGUUUAUCUCGCUUAGAAGAAUUGUAUAUGAGUAAUAGCUUUCUUCGAUGGGAAGUUGAAGGGCUCAGUAUGGAAGGAAGAAAUGCUAGCGUUAAUGAGUUGAAGCAUUUGGCUGAAUUGACAUCUUUAGAAAUAUGUGUUAAAGAUGCCAAUAUUCUACCAAGAGAUCUUGUUUCUAAGUUGAGAAGAUACAGGAUAUUCAUAGGUGAUGUGUGGGACUGGUUCAGUGAGUAUGGAACUUUAAGAACAUUGAAACUCAAGGCCAAUACCAGCAUUUUUCCGAAGCGUGGGAUUACCAGGCAAUUGAAUGGAAUUGAAGAACUAUACUUGGAUGAAUUGUUGGGUGUUGACAACGUUCUUUAUCAAUUAGAUGGUGAGGGUUUUUCACAAUUGAAGCAUCUCCAUAUUCAGAAUAAUUCCUCCUUGCAAUGUAUUGUUGACCCAACGGAUCGUGAACCUGGUCAUGCUUUUCCCAAAUUGGAGUCAAUGUUUCUUCACAAUUUGAGGGCUUCCACAACUUCAAACACUUAA